CGGUCUCCCCCUCUCUCCCAGCUCCUGUGCAUCGUGAUCCUGAUCUGCUACGCUGCCUCUCGCAACGGGGGCUACUGGACGGUGGCGGUGUGCGAGCUGGUCUUUGCCGCGGUGUUUCUCGUGGUCUUCGUGCUGCGGCUCGACCAGCAGUUUGGAGUGAUGAGCUGGGGCUGGAGCGAUUUAUUCCGAGCAUUGAUUGGUGCUGUGCUGUUCCUGAUCACCUCUCUGAUCUCUUUGAUUGGUGGAGGCGAUGCCGCCAGACUAGCAGGAGGGGUGUUCAGUGUCCUCGCUGCAGUCCUCUUCUCUUAUGAUUCCUACAUCAUCUGCCAAGCCAUCAAGAGCUCCAAAGCUGCAGCUAGUGAAACCACUAGCGGAGUUUAAAACCGUCCACCUGAGAUCUGAGCAGGAGGGAUAGAGAAUAGAAAAAAGAAGACAGAACGAAAGAAAGGAGGAAAGGAGGAAGAGCAGUAAUAUAUAUAGUGACACUCCCUGGCCUCUCCGCUCUGUUGAACGGACAGAAAGCUGAAACCAGAAGAACAAACAAUUACUGUCUGUCCUCCAUUCCACCCCCCUCUCCCCCUCUCCCUCUCACCCCUCUGCCUAUCCCCUUUCCCUCUCCCUCUCACCUCCCCCCUUUCCCUCUCUGUCUCUCCCCCCAUUUCCCUCUACACUGUGCCUCUCCCUUUUAUAUAGAAUACAAUUCACUUAAAGUAUUUAAAGAAGGAGCGAACUUGAUGACUUCAGGAAUUCACAGAUAGACAGUGAUAGAUAAACAUUAUAUAUAAAUAUAAAUGAAAUAGAUGGGCCUGGAACGCACCAGCAUGACAUCUUUUUUUUUUUUUUUUUUUUUUUUUUAACUUGUUCUCACUGUGUUGAUCACUAAUGAACA
This is a messenger RNA of Polyodon spathula (Mississippi paddlefish), 889 nucleotides long. Its product is annotated as proteolipid protein 2-like. Lineage: Eukaryota; Metazoa; Chordata; Actinopteri; Acipenseriformes; Polyodontidae. Gene Ontology annotation, cellular component: membrane. The annotation marks the transcript as partial. The transcript is spliced from 4 exons. The record is from RefSeq and is a predicted model, not a curated record.